AUGGCUCUGUUGUCGUCUUCACGACUCGAGGCUAUUCGUCUCAUCCGUGAGCAGCUCCUUUGCUUACUAUGUGGCAAUAUAUUCCAGGAUCCGCAAUGUCUCGACUGCAAGCAUAAUUUCUGCCACCCGUGCAUCUUGUUGCACUUGAAAAAGAGCAAUUCUUACUGUCCGUAUUGUCAAUUACCUACAAGACCGAGCGAAGUGACGCGAAAUCAGUUCCUGGAGAGCAUUUUGGCGGCCUGGAAGGGUGUCGAGACAGAGCUCGAGGCUUUGAAUGGUGACCCGGCACUCCAUGCAGCAAAAUAUACAGUAGAAGACACCGAUCGAGCGUUUUGUCGAGCUGGUAAUGGGUCGGAUGCAGUAGCAAUGAGUGAAGACCGUCAAGGGGAAGAAAGGCAUGGGACGAGAGGUAGAGUGGCGAACCACAAGUGGCACAUCGAUACACAGGAAAUACGACACGAGCUUAAGCUGGAGCAGCCCUAUUUAUCUCAGCAUUAUGGCUCUCGCUGCACAGGAAAUAAAGCGUGCUGGAAAAAGACGAGUAGCGAUGACUUGCCUGAUGAUUACGGAGGAAGUGCAAAUGGUAGAAAAGAAGAGAAGAGCAAUGGACGGAGGAGUAAAGUGACUAGGAAGAGCGAGGAGAAGAUGUCGGUCGUGUCGCUCGAUCAAGCAUCUGCAGUAGAUCGCGAAGAGGUGACGAGAUGGAUACAGGGCGGUGAAGAGGAGAACACAGAGACUACAUGUGGAUUCGUGUCAUCAUCAGCUCACAGUUUGAUGGCAACGCAAGAGGUAGAGAGUUACAUGGACAGGAUUACCAAACAGCGGGAGGCGUUGAGUCAAUGGGAACGAAGUUUACAUGAAAAAAGCGAUGGCAAGCUGUCACUCUUGGACUUGGAACGCUCGUUGCACAGCAGCAAAGAUUUUGAUAAACUCCUGAAGGAACGGCGGAGAGAGUCGCAACGCUAUGACGAUGACGACUUCUUGUUGACACAGAUGUCACCAUAUACGAGUGCUCUCGAGUCACCUGAUUUGCUUGCUUCGUUCCGACGGCGACACCACCCAGACCACUUCGAAGGUGACAACGAUCGACGGCCAGUAGUGAAAGCGAAACGACGUGUUUUGCCUUCAUCGUCCCCGUCAUUGCAUUCGCAAGGCCAAGUAUCGUCACCGAUACGUAAAAAGUUGCGCAUGCCCACUCAUCAAAAUGAUCCCGCGGCUUACAGCGGCAACUCUACUUCGUCUAUCGAUCAGGUUAUUUCAGACAAGGACAACGAGAAUGAAAUACCGGACAGUCAACCAGCAACAAUUCAACUUGAUGAAGCACAUAGGGAAAUUGAUGAUGAAGAAGAGUACGAGACGAAGCCAGCCUUGCCCCUACCGCAAACACCUGGACACAAAACGCCUCCAUCCGACCAGCAUUGCGAACGUCUAAGAGAUUUGUUUUUGAGGAAGCAAGACCUCGUCAGUAAUGACUUUCAAAGUGUUGUCACGGCUUUUGUGUCGGAACACAAGAACGACAGCUGCAGUCCCAAGACUCAAGCAGCCAGACAACUGAUAUAUUCUGCUUCGAAAACUAAGCCUGCAGCUGGUGGAGUUGCAGCCAAAUGCGACAGCAAGACCACAAGACCAAGUUUCAGUGAAAUGUUGUCAGAGCCUCCCGUGCACACUUUGACCAGCAAUCCAAGGCCUUUGAAGGGUGGUUCUAAUUUUGUCUUCGUGAGCUCUGACCUUACCCGUGAGAAAGUAAAGCGUGUGCUGGAGGCGACUCAGCGUCUAGGAGGCAAGUUUGGACAUGACUUUGAUCUCAAGCGUGACCCUGUUACAGGCCACUUUUAUACAUCUGUAACGCAUUUGAUCACCAGAGCAGUGCCUCCUAUCGGUGCCAUUAGUGGCGCAGAACCGGAAGAGUUACGAUGUAAGCGCACCGCAAAGUACAUGCGUGCAUUGGCUGAAGGUAGUUUUGUGAUGGAUUUUUCUUGGAUCUCGGCCAGUCUAGCAGCAGGUAGAUGGCUAACAGAAGAACCGUUUGAGAUAAUCGGUGACAUCUAUAGCGAUGCUAUUGGAAAACCACACGAAGGCCGUAUCCGUCGCGUGCAGACUGGACGACGCAACAGCAUUUUUAGCAUGUUCAGCUUCGUGCUGCUUGUGUCGGAAAACGAAUUUGAUUUUCAGUUUAACUCGGUGAAAAAUUUGGUCAAUAAUUUUGGAGGUACCGUCGUGCAUGUCGAAAACUUCUUUAACCAAAAGAAGAAAAAGCGAUCCCGUCGUACAUCUGUUGGUGUAGUGUCCAAGAGUACAUUACCUUCGGAUGCUAAGGCCAAGUGGCAGCAAUUCCAGAUUCCAAUUGUGCGUAUCACGUGGAUUUUCGACAGUGUGAGUCACCUUGAAGUACUACCUUUUGACGAUUACUAUCCGUACUAG
Molecule: messenger RNA, 2421 nt
Organism: Peronospora belbahrii
Lineage: Eukaryota; Oomycota; Peronosporomycetes; Peronosporales; Peronosporaceae
Source: the annotation of a GenBank genome assembly